AUGGCAAUUGGCCCGCUGUCCACCGCCCCGACGAUCGCCUUAGGCGCCACUCACGAGUGCGAGUUCUUCACGCCAUGGUGCGACCCCGCGUCCUUCUACCUGUAUCUGGCCAUGUCGCUGCUGCUGAUCUGCGCCGCUGGCAUGAUGGCAGGCCUGACCAUGGGCCUCUUGUCGCUGGACAUGCUCAACAUGCGCAUUCUUGAGAUGGAGGGCUCGGAGGAAGAGAAGAAGUACGCCAAGCAGGUGCUGCCUGUAUUGACCAAGCACCACUUACUACUGGUGACGCUGUUGAUCGUGAACGCCAGUGCAAACGAAGCUCUCCCCAUCUUCCUCAACAAGCUAGUGCCCGAAGCUGUGUCUAUCUUGCUGUCCGUGACGUGUGUACUGCUCUUCGGUGAGAUCAUCCCUUCGGCAGUGUUUACUGGUCCCAAUCAGCUACGGAUCGCUGCCAUGUUGUGCCCCUUUGUGAGGAUCUUGAUGGCCAUCACGUGCCCCAUUGCCUAUCCGAUCAGCCGGGUGCUCGACAUGUGGCUCGGAGAUGACCACGACCCAGCGCAAUACAAACGCAAGGAGAUCAAGGCGUUGGUGACCUUGCAACGCGAAAAUGAUGCGGCUCGUCGAACGUUUGUCGAUCAUUUGCGCCAAUCGCACAUGGUUGAAGAGACCGCCACACACUCGCACACGGUCACCACCAUGUCUGCGAUCAGUGACAAGCAGCCAUUGCUGACUCCACACUCGCUGUACGAGGACUCGGCGCAAGGCACACGUCUGCAUGUGGAUGAGGUUACGAUUAUCCACGGCGCUUUGGAUCUCGCUGCCAAGACCGUAACCGAGGUUAUGAUUCCCAUGGAAGACGUUUACAUGCUGGAGCUAGACACGGAGCUAUCUCCGGACAUGUUGGCGAGCGUUCUGGCGUCUGGGCACAGCCGUAUCCCCGUGUAUGAGAAGCACAAGUCCAAUAUUGUGGGUUUGCUGCUUGUGAAGAAGCUUAUCGUGCUGGAUCCGGAUGAUCGUCGUCCGAUUAGAGAUUUGAUCCUGCGUAAACCGAUUUUGGUCAACCCGAAGGAGUCGUGCUACGCGAUUCUGAACGAAUUCCAAAAGGGCCGCUCUCAUAUCGCUCUGGUUACAAAAGAUGUCGACGUGGUAUUCAGGUGUUGGCGUUCCGAAGAGGAAAUUCCUGAAAGUGUCGUAUUUGACGGCAUUGUGACCAUUGAAGACGUGAUCGAGGAGCUCAUCCAGGAAGAAAUUGAGGAUGAGAGCGACGUGUAUGUGCAUGACAUUGUGGACUACUGGCAGGCUCGUUACCGCAAGGUCGUGAAGGGAACUGGAUCGGCCUUUGUAAAAAAGCGUCUUCGUCUGCUAGCGGAUCGUGCUCGUCGUCGUGUAAAAAGCCGUCGUUCGAAGCAGGCUGCGGAGUCUGCAACUGCCAGCUCCAUCAGAUCGUCGGGGUUGCCUCAGCUGGAUGCUCCUAUAGAAGUUAAGAUCGUUAACGAGAAGACCCCGCUUCUGUGA
Phytophthora nicotianae INRA-310 is the source of this 1512-nucleotide messenger RNA. RefSeq lists its product as hypothetical. Gene Ontology annotation, biological process: magnesium ion homeostasis. Gene Ontology annotation, cellular component: intracellular membrane-bounded organelle. Lineage: Eukaryota; Oomycota; Peronosporomycetes; Peronosporales; Peronosporaceae. The coding region runs from base 1 to 1512 and encodes 503 amino acids. The transcript has a single exon. The record is from RefSeq and is a predicted model, not a curated record.